UUUCCGCCGGUUACCGGCUGGGCUCGUUCUUCCUCCUGGGCGGAACGCAUGUGUCAGAACGGGAACCUCGAACCGUGUUCGGCUUUUAGAAAUGGUGGAUUUACUGACAUCGGAAGGCCUUCUGCUCUGGAGUUGGUUCUUCGCAAUAUGAAAACCGAAUCGUGUCACAAAGCGUGGACCUUCCAGUAGAAUUUUUCAAGAUCAGUAGACAUAUAUCAACAGCUGUAUUUUUUUCUUGAAAUCUUCUGUGCAGCUUCUGAAGUUUCAGUCACAAUGAGUUCAGGGUUAUGGAGUCAAGAAAAAGGAAGUUCAUCCUAUUGGGAAGAGCGCAUCUUUUACUUGCUUCUCCAAGAAUGCAGUGUCGUAGACAAGCAGACUCAGAAGCUGUUGAAGGUGCCCAAGGGUAGCAUCGGGCAGUUUUUUCAAGACCGUUCUUCCAUGGGCCACUCCAGAAAUAUUCCUUGUAAAGGCAAGAAACUACAGAUUGGAUUAAAAAUUCUGGAACAACCUCAUGCAAUUCUUUUUGUGGAUGAGAAGGAUGUUAUCGAAAUAAAUGAAAAGCUAGCUGAACUGCUUUUGGCAAUUACUAACUGUGAGGAAAGGUACAGCUUGUUUAAAAGCAAAAGCAGAUUAACUAAAGGCAUCCAAAUAGAUAUUGGCUCACCUGUUAGAGUACAGCUUAGGUCAGGAGAAGAGAAGUUUCCUGGAGUUGUUCGUUUCAGAGGACCCUUGUUGCAGGAAAGGUCCCUAACAGGGAUAUAUUUUGGAGUAGAACUACUGGAAGAAGGUCGUGGCCAGGGCUUUACUGAUGGACAGUACCAAGGCAAGCAGCUUUUCAGAUGUGAUGAGGAUUGUGGGGUUUUUGUUGCUUUGGACAAACUGGAGCUGGUGGAAGAAGAUGACAAUGAACUGGAAAGUGACUAUGCAGCUCCAGUUGACACAAUGCAGGUAGAACUUCCUCCUCUGGAGAUCAACUCCAGGGUUUCUCUGAAGAUAGGAGAGAGUAUAGAGUAUGGGACAGUUAUAUUCUGUGAUGUCUUACCAGGAAACGAAAGUUUAGGAUACGUUGUUGGAGUGGACAUGGUAAGAGAAUAAUCCGACUUUAAUAACUUUUGCAUGUGUGUUAGCUAGUAAAUUACAUGCAAUAUAAAAGAAGAAACAUUAUCCACAAGCUGCUUCAGUGGAGGCUGACCUAAAAUGGGAAUUAAACAGUAGUGUUCAAAAAUGUCCCUUGGUAGCAACUGUUUUUUGUCAGUAGGUAAAUAGAACCCUAUUUGAUGUUAAAUGCUUCAGGACAAAUAUUCUGGUUAUGCUGAGGAGCCUCCACUGAGCCACUUGCAGUGUUCGAUGUCAGUCCUCAAGUAACAGCAUUGAAUGUUUGUCUUGUGAGACUGGCUUUGUUCUGCCUUUGAAAAAAUAAUUAGGUUGCAUU
This is a messenger RNA of Meleagris gallopavo (turkey), 1432 nucleotides long. The record is from RefSeq and is a predicted model, not a curated record. Lineage: Eukaryota; Metazoa; Chordata; Aves; Galliformes; Phasianidae.